UGAGUGAGAUUUGUGUAUUGACCAUGGUUUUCGUGUAUCAUUUAUAUGGUCCCCUCUUUCUCGGAGAAUGGAUGGUACACCGAUCUAUUGGAAGGGGGCUCGGAAUGGCUCGAUGCGUUCCCUGCCCCAUCCCGCUCGACACAGGCUCUUAUCUCACUUGCCUCCCUUAGGAUCUUGGAGUUUGUCCGUUUGCACUCGAAAGGGGUUAACCUCCCCCUGAUCUCGAUUCUCUCCUUUGAUCUUUGGGCUGACCUACUCUGGAAUGCGGUGAAUGACAAGCCAGCUUUCCUGAACCUCACUAAGUAUGUAGUUACGCAGGCGAAGGAGAUUGCCAGUGAGGACGAGCUAGUGUCGAUGUGUGUUGAUACGAAGGUGGCUAUGAAGGAGAAAGUGUUUGUUGAGUUGUUUGGAGUUGAGUCCAAUUUUCUUGCGGGUCUGACUCAGGAAACCCUAGCAUCUGUGGAAGGUGGCGUUGGUGUGGAUGAAGAUGAGGAUGAGGAUGAUGAGGACUCACUCCCCUUAACGGAAGAGGAGAAAGUAUACCACGCUAAACUGGUGGCGGAGGGGAAGAGGGAUAGAAUGAAGGCGGUCACUGCUAAUCAGAAGUCUAGCGUUAAUAAGUAUGUCCGCAAUGCCUUCCUUCCCAUUGUUCCACCUAGAUGGAUUGAUUCGCAGUCUAGAUCCGUGGACGACAAGCUCAGGGACCUCUAUACCUUCAACUACCUUGCCCCCAUCCACGCUGACUCCUAUCGGUUUUUAGCGUCACUUACGGAGGACAAGAUGAAGAAGUGCAAUGAGAAGGCACUCAUGGAGAACAUCGACCUGAUUAAGGGCAAUUACCCACUUACUCCUGACAUGAUGAAGCUCCCGACCAUUGGUGAUUUUGACCGUACCAAGUGUACUGUGUCUCCUUCUGCCUUAGCGAUUAGAGGGUUCAUGGCACCGAAACAGCAGACAGCCAUAGCGGAACUGAAGCGCAUCUGGAACGUAGGUCAGUCGUACCUCAAGUGUCAGUGUGUCGCGGAAGGGAAGGGCGAUUGUGGUAAGAAUAUAUCAUGGCUGGAUCAUGUCCUGUGGUAUCUCUUGGCGCGCUUAGAGCUUAGAGCUAGAGCACGAGCAUUCAUGGUCAGGUCGAAGACCACGUGGCGGGCUGCCAUCCUUGCCUAUGUCGUGUUCACACAUAUGAGGGACGUAAUGGUGAGGAUGGCCUACAAUGUGGCCAUAGACCCAACCAGGACCGCGGCGAACAUUUUGGACGACCCUGCCAUCAUGUUGCACAAGUUUCCUAGAACCAUGGCCAAGCUCAUCCUUCCGGCUCGUUAUGUGAAGGCGAAGGAGAAGAGGAGGGUCGAGGCUGCGUCAUCUUCGGCGGCAAAGAGGACAAGGAGGCCGCAGCAGACCAUCCUGGAGUUCUAUGUCCCCCCCGCACAAGGGGACGUCCCGGCACAUGCUCAGGAGAACCCUCCCCAAUCGGAGAUUGCCACUCCACCAUCAUYUACUAGGAUGUCGCGAUGGGUCUUUCGUCUGCUCUAUGCACAAAGGGAGAUCGGGUUCCUUCCCUUCCUCGGUAUUUUGGCUUGAUUAUAAUGAGGUUAUUGCUCUCACCAAUUGGUUAGUGGCCCGCUGCUUCACAUCCUUUGGCAAAAUUUUUUG
Messenger RNA from Chara braunii, 1653 nucleotides. NCBI's taxonomy places the organism in Eukaryota, Viridiplantae, Streptophyta, Charophyceae, Charales, Characeae. The record is from the annotation of a GenBank genome assembly.